Sebastes umbrosus (honeycomb rockfish) is the source of this 2334-nucleotide messenger RNA. It is a transcript of the gene cdk5r1b, whose product is annotated as cyclin-dependent kinase 5, regulatory subunit 1b (p35). Gene Ontology annotation, biological process: positive regulation of cyclin-dependent protein serine/threonine kinase activity; activation of protein kinase activity; brain development. The record is from RefSeq and is a predicted model, not a curated record. Gene Ontology annotation, cellular component: cytoplasm; protein kinase 5 complex. The transcript is spliced from 2 exons. Lineage: Eukaryota; Metazoa; Chordata; Actinopteri; Perciformes; Sebastidae. The coding region runs from base 509 to 1423 and encodes 304 amino acids. Gene Ontology annotation, molecular function: protein kinase binding; cyclin-dependent protein serine/threonine kinase activator activity.
CAGUCACACAACACAACAUCAGCCCAGCAGCAUCCGCAUCUCAGGACCAACCAGGAGCACAUCUUCUUCAUCCCAGCAUCCAUUCCACUACUGCCUGCCAUCGUCUGCGCACAGACCGACACCAGGCUGCUCAUCCAACAUCCAACGCUUCUGUGUUUUUUUAAUUUAUUUUUUGUGUGCAUCGACUAGGAUUAUUUUCUUUGUUGCAUUAAUAUUCUGGUGGAUGGUUUUAUGUUUUUAUCGUGAGGAAAAACUGAGGAGCAUCAUCAUUAUACAGCGAGAUUCUAUUCUCAUUACGCAGGAAGAUCUGUGGCCAUCAGGAGACGCAGACAGAGAGCUGCUCACUGGAUCAUUGUCUGCAGGCCUUCGAUGCCCAGCGGUAGCCUUUAGCCGGGACCCACCAGCUCCCAGAAGCAUAGAGGCUCUGAGACCCUCAGGAUCUCCCCUGGCAGACCCUCUUCUGACCCAGCGCGGCUGAAGCCCCUGGAAGCCUCCCCACACAGUCACCAUGGGAACCGUGCUGUCUUUGUCCCCCAGCUACCGAAAGGCGGCCCUCUUCGAGGAUGGGCCGGCCACCGUGGGCCACUACACGGCCGUCCAGAACAGCAAGAACGCCAAAGACAAGAACCUGAAGCGCCACUCGCUCAUCAAUGUGCUCCCGUGGAAGCGGAUUGUAGCGGUGUCGGCCAAGAAGAAAGGCUCCAAGAAGGUGCAGCCCAACGGCACCUACCAGAACAAUGUCACCCACCUGAACAAUGAGAACCUGAAGAAGUCGCAGUCGUGUGCCAACCUGUCCACCUUCGCCCAGGAUCAGAGCACUCCGGCUCUCACCAAGGCCUCCAACAACAACAACAUAGUAUCGUCUGUCAAGAAGGCCCCUCUGACCAACUCCAAUGUGGCUCCCGGGACCCCCAAGAGAGUGAUCGUCCAGGCCUCCACCAGCGAGCUGCUGCGCUGCCUCGGGGAGUUCCUGUGCCGGCGUUGUUACCGGCUGAAGCACCUGUCACCCACCGACCCGGUGCUGUGGCUGCGCAGUGUGGACCGCUCCCUGCUGCUCCAGGGCUGGCAGGACCAGGGCUUCAUCACCCCCGCCAACGUGGUCUUCGUCUACAUGCUGUGCCGCGACGUGGUCUCCUCUGAGGUGGCCACGGAGCACGAGCUGCAGGCCGUGCUGCUCACCUGCCUCUACCUGUCUUACUCCUACAUGGGCAACGAGAUCUCCUACCCUCUGAAGCCCUUCCUGGUGGAGAGCUCCAAGGAGACCUUCUGGGACCGCUGCCUCUCCAUCAUCAACCUGAUGAGCGCCAAGAUGCUCCAGAUCAACUCCGACCCGCACUACUUCACUCAGGUGUUUGCCGACCUGAAGAACGAGAGCCAGAAGGAGGAGGAGAGGAGCCGCCUGCUCAUCGGCCUGGACCGGUGAGGGGAUGCUGGGGGGGGGGAGCAGAGGGGGUCUGGGGAGGUGGGGCAUACUCCAGUCUGGCAUUUUGACAAGUUUGGAAGAUUAUUUGGGAUGCUAUUUAUUUAUUAUUGUCCAAACUGAAGUGGGAUUAGGCCAAUUAGGAAGUCUUUGUAUCUAGUGAGACUGAAUCUUUCAGCUGGAGGUGAUUUAAAAUGAGUUUUGAGGGAUAACAGUUGCAAUGGUCACCUAAAAAUGGCUUCUUGAAGACGUGUAAUUAUCAAGGCCAAAUUCUAUUUUCAAAGGAUGGAUUUUCUGUAAACCUGAGAAUGAAAGCUAUACACAAAAAAAUGCCAGACUUGGGUAAAUCCUUUGCUAACGUACAGAUAUAUAUAUAUAUAUCUAUACUGAAAAUCUUAAAAAAACAAUUCAAACAUUAGAAAGGGAAGCGUACAUCUACAGCAAUGAAUGUGGAGAGGACUGAGGCUGCGGCUGCGGCAGCCUACCGGUGACCUUCUGACUGUUUGACGAUGUGAUGUCACUGCCUACUGCAGGAGGGGGAGGGCCAUCGCCUGACUGGCUUUCUUCACGCAUCACGGAUGAGCCCCCCGGCUGCAAACUCUGGCUCUUUCGACCGCCAACACCACGUCCCCCUCCAUUAAUAAUGCGGAUACCACUUUUUUUGCUGCGAUGCAUAUCUGAAAGAACAGCAGCGGCACAUCGAUGCUGGAUCCAUAUUUUUGUGGGUUUCUGUACAACAGGACUUCUACUGGACGAGGGGAGACUGGAUGGACAAUAGUGGGACUUUAACUAAGGAGGACAACAGCCAGAGGAUGUAUGAUGAGUGGUCGUACUGUACUGUGUGUGUUCAGAAAGACCUUUAUUUUCAUCUAGAAAAAAAAAAAUAAACCAACAAGUUAAUGGAUGUUUUACUC